AUGGUUUUGCUAGCCAUAUGUGAUGCAAAAUAUUGUUUUACUUUGGUUGAUAUAGGUAGCUAUGGCAGAGAUAACGAUGCUUCAAUAUUCAAUGAAAGCAAAACGGGUAAAGCUUUCAAAAACAACUUAUUCAAACUUCCUAAAAACCGAAUGCUAUCAAAUGGCACACAAGUACCACCAGUUCUGGUUGGUGAUGAUAUUUUUGCACUGAAAUCAUGGUUAAUGAAGCCUUUUUCUAGUAAAAAUUUGACAAUCAAAGAACGUAUUUUUAACUAUCGAUUAUCUAGGACUAGACGAACAAUUGAAAACACAUUUGGAAUUAUGGUAGCUAAAUGGAGAGUAUUUAGACGUCCAAUAAAAGCUAACCCAGAAAAUAUUGAAAACAUUAUAAAAGCUGCAAUUUGUUUACAUGAUUAUUUAAGGAUCAAUGAUGGCAUUAACUAUGUACCAUCUGGAUUUGUUGAUUUUGAAACAAAUUCUGGUAAAGUUAUUCUUGGAGAAUGGCGCAAAAUAACAGUUGAAGGUGAUGCUUUACAUAUUUUACCUCGAUGUAUAAGCAGUCGAUACACAACAGAUGCGAACACUGUAAGAUUAACGCUAACAGAGUAUUUUAUUCAUCCAAGUGGAUCCUUGUUGUGGCAACAUGACUAUGUAACUAGCUGUGGACACGAUCUUGCAGGAAAUAGAAUAUUUUUGGAACAAUGA
Molecule: messenger RNA, 705 nt
Organism: Hydra vulgaris (swiftwater hydra)
Lineage: Eukaryota; Metazoa; Cnidaria; Hydrozoa; Anthoathecata; Hydridae
Source: RefSeq, a predicted model, not a curated record